Molecule: messenger RNA, 827 nt
Organism: Hordeum vulgare subsp. vulgare (domesticated barley)
Lineage: Eukaryota; Viridiplantae; Streptophyta; Magnoliopsida; Poales; Poaceae
Product: Werner Syndrome-like exonuclease
Exons: 1
Coding region: 35-661 (208 amino acids)
Biological process (GO): nucleobase-containing compound metabolic process
Cellular component (GO): nucleus; cytoplasm
Molecular function (GO): nucleic acid binding; 3'-5' exonuclease activity
Source: RefSeq, a predicted model, not a curated record
UCGAACUUCGAAACCUCGGGACGGGAGUUACGAGAUGGCGACUUCCAUGGUGACGGACUUCGGCGACGGCCACUGCAUCGUGGCGUUCGGCCAGGACCACGUCCACACCACCCUGACCUCCUCCGGCGACGUCGUCGACGAGUGGCUGGGCCUCGUCUACCACAUCCACCGCCGCCGCCUCGACCGCCUCGUCGUCGGCCUCGACGUCGAGUGGCGCCCCUCGCUCCGCGGCCUCCCGCCGGGCCCCGUCGCGCUGCUGCAGCUCUGCGUCGGCCGCCGUUGCCUCGUCUUCCAGAUCUUCCGCGCCGACUACGUCCCGGACUCCCUCUUCCACUUCCUCGCCGACGCCCGCUUCACCUUCGUCGGCGUCGGGGUCUUCGGCGACGCGCAGAAGCUCAGCGCCCACUACGGGCUGCAGGUGGCCAACACGGUGGACCUGCGCCACCUCGCCGCCAGCGCGCUGGGGAAGCCGGCGCUGUGCCGCACCGGGCUGCAGGGGCUCGUGUGGCAGGUGAUGGGCGUCUGGCCCGAGAAGCCGUACCACGUGCGGGUCAGCGCCUGGGACGCGCCGUGGCUGACGCGGGAGCAGCUGCAGUAUGCAUGCGCCGACGCAUUCGCGUCGUUCGAGGUCGGCCGGAGGCUCUACGACGGCGACUAUUAGGUUAAGGGUGCCACCGUGCCAGUGCCAUCUGCUUACUUUUCUAGGGUUAUAUAUUAGGGGAAAAGUGUUACCUUUUGCUUUGCAUCCCAAGCAUGUCCGAUAUGGAGCUUGCACCAGUGUUCUUGAAACUUUACUAGACUAUAUAUACGAGAAUAUCCUGUGAAAA